Alternaria atra is the source of this 1083-nucleotide messenger RNA. RefSeq lists its product as uncharacterized. NCBI's taxonomy places the organism in Eukaryota, Fungi, Ascomycota, Dothideomycetes, Pleosporales, Pleosporaceae. The record is from RefSeq and is a predicted model, not a curated record. Bases 1 to 1083 code for a protein of 360 amino acids. The transcript has a single exon.
AUGACGUAUUUUCCAGCACAAUCGCGCGAGCAAUACUUCAGAAGCUACAUCAAACCUUCAGGACCUUCUGACGAUCCGGUAUGUCCAAUCUGUUUCGAAGAUUGGAACCCGGACACCUCUCCCAUCGUUCAAACCAUGUGCAGCCAUACCUUUCAUCGAUUUUGUUUGGCCAAGUGGUUAUAUGGCAUAGGCAUGGAAGUCUGCCCGAACACGUGCCCAAGCUGUCGUGCCGUGUGUUUUCCUGAGCACUCGGAACAGGAAGCACACAAUGUCAACCACGUUUUAGUUCCAGGGCUCGGAGCUGAUUCGAAUUACGCAAGCAAUAACGUCUUCGAGGCCAUAGCUACACACAUCGAAGGUGUCGUUGCGCCGCUUUUGGAACUAGAGGAAAUUUACGCGCGGUUUGGUAUUGACCUCGAAUGCUCGGAUGAGCCCUCCCGAUUCCUUCAGGCUAUGGAACAAGUCAUCUCUGCAGGCGUCGCCCUGAGUCGAAUCCCAUUGAAUCUUCACGAAGGCUGGAUGCCUAUGUUGGCGCCUCACCUCAACGACUGGCUGACUGUUAAAUUUCUGGUAGCGUCACUAUUUGUCACUACUCAGUGGCCACUCAUGACACCGGACCAGUGGACUGAUGUACUGGCUGCACGGAAUCGAAUUGGGCGUGUUGCGUUCUACUCAACGGAUUUUGGGUCUUCCACGGUUGUUGCUUGGUUAGAGCACAUCAACGACCGCCACGAUGCGCAGUACGAAAUACUGAUUAGCGGUUACUUCCCAAACGCCACCUUUGCUCGCUGGAAGGAGACUAAUACAGCUGGUCGUGUAGUCAACGCGGGCUAUCGCGACUGUACAAUAACUAACACCAAUUCGAUGACUUACAUCAACAUCCCGGGUACAGAUUUGAGUCCAGGACCUGUACUCUACUUUCAGGGCAACUCACUCUGGAUUUCAGAACGAGUGAUCGGCAAUAUCGUAGGGUUCAGCAUCGAUGAAGACUCACGUACUGUUGUUGUGCGUAGCUCCGCUAAUCAUACCUUCAAGGUAGUGUUCUCUCAACAUGAGCUACGAGAGGACGGCGGUUUCCUAUAA